AAUUCUGGUGACGUGCGUGAAAUUUCUCGAUACGUGGCUGGUUGACGUCUAGUGUUUCGCUACGUUCUCUCACGCAAGCUUGCAUUUACCUCAGGAUUUGGGUGCUUCAAAGCAGUUUUCUAACUAGAACUCUGUUAAAUUUAAUUACUCGAUAAAAAAUGGAUCAGAUCGCUAAAUUCGUGGAGCCUGGCAAGCAGUUCGCUAAGGAUUCUAUCAGACUGGUCAGGAGAUGCACGAAGCCCGACAGGAAAGAAUUCCAAAAGAUUGCCAUCGCGACAGCCAUUGGUUUCUGCAUCAUGGGCUUCAUUGGUUUCUUCGUGAAGCUCAUACAUAUCCCCAUCAACAACAUCAUCGUCGGAUCAUAAAUUUCUAGUUCUAGUUUAGACGUAAUUCUCAUUUGGAAGUGGGUGGGACUUACUCCAGGUGUAAGUGUACAAAAGCGUCGCCAGCGGGGGGAGUAGGGGGGGGGGGGGGUAAUGUAUGGUAUGGCCCUCCUUCUCUCCGCCUAGGUCUACUUUAGCAAAAUCAAUUUGCCCUCAGCUGGUAGUCGGCUGGCAACGCUCUAGAGUGUGCAUAGAUGUAGCGAACUCGCUCUGAAUGCGUCUAUUAACGAAACUUUCGCGCGAACUUGCUAGCAGCGUGUUCACUAGAUGUGGACGCACCUUAAAAAUCAUAUUUUUGUCUUACACCAUACAAAUGCAAAUUAUUAGAAAGUUACAAUGGUUUGAAAUCAUAAUCAUUACAUAAUCACUAACAUUACAAUCAAGGCAGCAUUAUUUAAAUGUAACUAAAUGUCAAUUAGAUUAAGUUCUGUCCACCUCCACUCUUUACUUUAAGGCCCGGACACUAAGUUAAAGCAUCCCAUUAUUUUCAUUUUAUAUUUUAAAUUGAAUGAAUAAAUUAUUCAACUUAUAA
Cydia pomonella (codling moth) is the source of this 915-nucleotide messenger RNA. RefSeq names its product protein transport protein Sec61 subunit gamma. NCBI's taxonomy places the organism in Eukaryota, Metazoa, Arthropoda, Insecta, Lepidoptera, Tortricidae. Gene Ontology annotation, cellular component: Ssh1 translocon complex; membrane. The transcript has 3 exons. Gene Ontology annotation, molecular function: transmembrane protein transporter activity. The record is from RefSeq and is a predicted model, not a curated record. Bases 159 to 365 code for a protein of 68 amino acids. Gene Ontology annotation, biological process: protein targeting; post-translational protein targeting to membrane, translocation.